AUGAAGAGACUCGGAGUUGACCCACCAUGUAGAGUCCUCGACCCAAAUGAAGAAGUGCUUUUGGCUGUCUCUUGCGAUCCUUUUGCUUUCGGACAAGAGGACACCAACAAUGACCGUACCACCGUCGAAUGGUCCAACACUCUAGACGGCGCCGCCAAGCAGUUCCGUCGUGAAUGGCUUCAGAAAGAUGGAAUGGUCCGUCGUAAGAAUCUUCCAAUCAACUACAACCCAUAA
Molecule: messenger RNA, 234 nt
Organism: Caenorhabditis briggsae
Lineage: Eukaryota; Metazoa; Nematoda; Chromadorea; Rhabditida; Rhabditidae
Exons: 1
Coding region: 1-234 (77 amino acids)
Source: RefSeq, a predicted model, not a curated record